Molecule: messenger RNA, 2158 nt
Organism: Nematolebias whitei (Rio pearlfish)
Lineage: Eukaryota; Metazoa; Chordata; Actinopteri; Cyprinodontiformes; Rivulidae
Exons: 10
Coding region: 188-1501 (437 amino acids)
Biological process (GO): positive regulation of canonical NF-kappaB signal transduction; humoral immune response
Source: RefSeq, a predicted model, not a curated record
GCUGCUGUGUGAAAAAUAAACCGCUUCAGUCCGUUUCGCCUGAAAGAAGACAAACUUUACAGCUCACUGCGACAGGAAACACUUAUUCUGUGUAGUUUCUGUGACUACGAGCUCGGUGGAUUUACCUGAAGGAGAUUUGAAGCAGCAACGUAGAAGUUUAAGUGCUGUUUAAAGGAGACACACAUGGAUGUCAGGAGAAGGAGGCCCAGUCAUGCUGCCCACCUCAGUCUGCUCAUUUUCUGCAAAUAGUUACAGCAGCCUGCUGAACACCCACUGCAAUGCCCCAGAGGAGGACGAUGAGACCAUGAGCUUAGAGGAGCGAGAAGCCAGCCUGCUCCACAAACUGGGAGACCCCCGCCAACUCUCAGAGCGCAGCACAGUCGGCGACGACACCAUGUUCAGCAGACAAAGAUGGAACAGGGGGCAGGAAGGCUCGCUACCCCCAAACAGCUCCAGCUUCUGCUCAUCCCAGCCACCUCAUAGCCUGUCACCUGGAUACAGCCAGCCGACUCCGUUUCCGAGCCAGGUCAGCUGGCUCCACCAGAGCCUGGACACCAGCUGGUCGGGGUAUCCCACCAGCCUGCCAUCCUGCCUGAGCCACAAAGACGACACAAACACUUGUGAGGAGAGAUGCCUCUCCAGAUACAAGUCUCUGUCCCUCCCCAGCCAGCACAGCACCAACAUGAUCAGCUUGGAGCAGCCGCUGUCUCUGCGCUCCAACCCGCCUUCAGCUGAGCUGUACCACCAUACGUUGUCUUCAUACUCGGGUCCACCUCAGGGGCCUGCGUGUUGUGCUCAGUGUCCUGUUGAUGCCUUCAGCAGGAGGCCUGUGGCUAACAAGCAGCCCUGGACUCAGUAUGGUCCAUCUUAUGGCCCAUACUAUCCAGAAGACUGCAGACUUCCUGCAGCUGCAUUUGGACAGAUUGGUCCCAAUGCUCUGACCAAAGACAGACACCUGGCAUACAGCACACCUCUUUCUCUGGAACAGAGGAGGGUCUUUGUUACUUAUGAAGCAGACAGUGACAAGCAUGUCAACCAGAUCAUCAACUUUGUGGCUCUGCUGCGACACAAUGGCUUCGAUACUCACAUUGACAUUUUCGAGCAGCAGUUCAAAAGUAUAAGCCAGAUUGACUUCAUGGAGCGGUACCUCAGUGAGAAAGAGUAUCUGAUCAUCAUCAUCAUCAGCCCCAAGUACUACGAGACGGUGACAGCCUCCCCGUUUGAGCUGGAGGACGACAGGACCUUCAACACCGUUUACAUCCAUAAGCAGCUUCAGACUGAAUUCAUCCAGAAUGGAAGCAAGAAUUUUCGGUUCAUUCCUAUCUUGUUUCCAGGGGCUAAAAAGUGUCACGUUCCCAACUGGCUUCAAAACACUCACGUCUACUGUUGGCCUCGAGAUCGAGAUGACAUUUUGCGGCGGCUGAUGAGGGUGGAGAAGUAUAUUCCACCUCCAAUUGGUGAACUUCCAACCAUCGUCUCCAUCCCCAUUCUAGAAAACUGACCAGAGGACAGAGACGGGACUGAAAUCUGACGACACUUUCCUGGAACGCUGUCGCUUUCUGCCGAGAUGAACAGGAACAUGGUCACAAUUUUUAAAUUCUUUAAAAAAAAAAUCUGAAUGUAGAAAAGUAUUGGCGCAAAUGCAAGUUGAAGCAGAAGUUUCUCAACUUUUUUUUCUCCUCGAGUUUCAUCAAUACACAUUUGUUUUAAUGGUGCUUUUACACCUUGAAGUUGUUUUAAAAACGGUCAACUGCGUCAAUUAAAUGCACAUUUUACACAUCUGCAUGUUUGAUUAGACUUCAUGUGAUAGAUCCAAAGGUAUAUUUUCAGUUUGACAUUCUCAUCUAGGCCAUAUUCUGUCUUUAUUCAUGAUGUGACUGAGUUUAAACAGUUGCCAUGCUGCUCUUAAUAACAGUUUUUAAAGACGAGCUGUUGUUUCUGUAAGGCCUGGCUGCUUGAGGAGUCCAGGAUACACUUCAAUCCACCUCUUAAAAGAAAAACAUUGGAACAUUUUUUUGUAAUUCUUUUUCCCCCUAAAACAACUGAUCGACAAGACAUUGACUCAGUGGAUUGCUGUCAUUUUAUUUUGGAACUUAAAUGAGCAAAGUAGUUUGAGUUGUUAAAAAUAAGAGGCAAAGUGUCAUUAAACAUCCAAGCA